CUUUUCUCAUGUAUCGCGAUCGGUUGGUCAGUGCAGAAAGGAUCUACACAUACACACCAUCAGCACGCCGACUCUAUCACAGCCUUGACUGCAUACCCCCGGCCACCACAAGGCACUCCCCAGUGACAUACGCCGCGUCACACGAACACAGGAAUGCGGCCGGCCCUGAGCGCAGGAAGGAGACCAACAAACGACACCCAUGACACACACGCCGACCGUCCACUCAGCUCACCGCAUUGCCUACCAGCGAUAUCAUCCGCUUCGGCGAGGCGCUUGAGGAACGUCCUCUGUAUGGAAAUGUCGGCCGUCGAGUCCUCCUCCCACACUGGUUGAUUGCAACACACACACAUGGACACGCCGAACAGUGUCUGCAGGCGAUCUGAGUGAUUGCAUGUGUGAGUCCCUCACGUGCCGACGAGAAUCGUGUCUUGACGACGCCAGGUGCGAUGCAGUUGACGCGGAUGCCCCGCUCACCAAGCUGCACACACACACGCCACACCAAGCCACGCCAACCAUCGGUUGGGAAAGCAAAGACAGGCACACCUGAUGGGCGAGUGCCUUGGUAAGGCCCAGCAGGGCCGUCUUGGUGACGCCGUAGAUGGCUAUCGGGUCGGCCGGCUGGAAGGCCAGAUAGGACGACACAAACAAGAUCGAGGCGCCAUCCGCCAGAUGAGGCACCGCAUCCUGGAUCAGGAAGAAACCUAUCAGCAAAGCAUACAUACCGACAGUCAGCUGGACGCGACUCGUGUCUGUCUGUCUAUCAGGUUGUCUGCUCACUGCUUUUGAGGUUGGUUUCCAUCAUUUUGUCGUAUGCCGUCUCGUCUGUAUCCAACACGGAACCCAUAGCGGUUGACGCUGCGGCGUUGGACACCAACACAUCGAUGCGACCCUUCCUGCACACACACAUUCAUUGGUUCAUUCAUUCGUUCAUUUAUGGAGAGAUUCGCGAAUCUGUGCAUAUAUCCACCCACGCACCAUUCGACAGCAGCUUGCACCAGGCGUUGCCUGUCCUCCCUCUUGGCCACAUGGCAGGCCACCCCCCUGACGCUCAGGCCCUCCCGCUGCAGAGCCACCACUGCCUCGUCAACGUUCUUGGCUUUGCGAGAACUGAUGACCACGUCGGCACCCUCCUGAGCCAGCCGCCUCGCAAUGACGUAGCCGAUGCCUGCGAGAACCAACAGCACAGCACAAACGAGGCCACGGCAAUCGAUGGGUCUGCCUCUGUCCGUGUUGCACGUGUGCAUGUGUUGUCCUUACCAGCUGUGGAUGCUGUGACGAUUGCCAGCUUGCGCCUGCACCACACGAGGCGCAACACACGCUGUCCAUUUCUCACGCAGCACAGCCACGAGGAGGUGCACACACGAAAGCAGUUCUCAAACGUGAUCUCAUCUAACCUGAAUCGGCUGCAGUUGCAAGCGCUGUUGGUCUGCAU
Vitrella brassicaformis is the source of this 1432-nucleotide messenger RNA. The record is from the annotation of a GenBank genome assembly. Lineage: Eukaryota; Vitrellaceae.